Molecule: messenger RNA, 1344 nt
Organism: Adineta ricciae
Lineage: Eukaryota; Metazoa; Rotifera; Eurotatoria; Adinetida; Adinetidae
Source: the annotation of a GenBank genome assembly
AUGAUGAUUUCAUUAUCCGGUGGUAAGAUCGAUUAUUUAUCCAUCUUCCGAAUGAUUUCUAUCGUAUCGAACUAUUUAGGCAAAGCCUUUACAUUGAUGAUGGUCAUACUAAUCGACCAUAUUCGUUGUAUCACUCCAAUGAACUGUCCUUUAAUACGUAGUUUUGCUGAUAAUAGUGGCAUACUCGUUGUAAAUAAAAGCGUUCUAAUGUCAAUGAAGACACCUGUACAUUGUCAAUGGCUAGUGGCCAGUUCAAACCAACAAAAGAUUUUCGUCGAAUUUGACUAUUUAUAUAUUCCAAUCUCAAUGAAAGAAUAUUUUCAUACAGGUUGUCAUCGUGGAUCGGUUAAUUUAUGGACAAUUGGAUUACAACACGAAAAACUUGAAAUAUGUGGUGAUCGACAGAAUCUUCGUAUUGGUGGAAUUGGAAGAAUGCUAAUGAUUGCGCUACACAUUCUCGAUCCAAGUCUAGAGGUUGAUUUUCAAAUGAAAUAUUACUUAAAACACACUGCGCCGUUAUUAACUACUAUGUCAAGUAUCUUGAAAUCCACGAUUGUACCUGCGCAAAAGCCGUUCAAUGCUCGAACAUCGUUAUUCUCCGAAUGUGGCCUGACAUGGACCAACGGUAAUGAAUAUUAUCGGGAAAUCUCAAGUCGUAUCGUCGGUGGUCGACAAGCAAUACCACACAGUCAUCCAUGGCAAGUUCUUCUCAACAUUCGCGGCCAUUAUUGCGGAGGAAGUAUUCUCAAUGCCAGAUGGCUCGUCACUGCUGCCCACUGUGUUAAUGGAUCAAAUCCAGAAAGUUUAUUAGCAGAAUUCGGGAUGCAUGAUCGACAUCGAAGAGGACCAUGGCGAGUUGCGAGAACUAUCAAACAAAUUCUUAUCUAUCCACUAUACAGUGGUAAAUUGACGAGAUGGAUGCAUGACAUUGCUUUACUUCGUUUAACAGAACCAUUAGUAUUCAAUCCAUUCAUUCGAUCUAUUUGUUUACCAUCCAAAGAUGAUAUUAUUCAAUACGGCGAACGAACACUUGUUACUGGAUGGGGUGCAACUCAAGGUACGGGAGAUUAUCGAUAUUUGCGCGAAGUUGAAGUGCCCAUUCAAUCGAAUGACCGUUGUCGAUUAAAUGCCGUUAGUUGGGAAACAAAUCUCUGCGCGGGUCUAUGUGAAAAUGGAACAUGCGAUGCUUGUCAAGGCGAUUCAGGUGGACCCAUGGUUUUACAUCGUCAUAAUCGAUGGUAUCUAGUUGGUUUAAUUUCUUGGGGAUUUAGUUGUUCGGGUUUAGGCACUUAUACAAAAGUUUCUUAUUAUUCUGAUUGGAUUUCUAAAAUCAUUUCCUAUUGA